Messenger RNA from Zygosaccharomyces rouxii, 882 nucleotides. RefSeq names its product rRNA-binding ribosome biosynthesis protein RPF1 (gene RPF1). Lineage: Eukaryota; Fungi; Ascomycota; Saccharomycetes; Saccharomycetales; Saccharomycetaceae. The coding region runs from base 1 to 882 and encodes 293 amino acids. Gene Ontology annotation, cellular component: nucleolus; preribosome, large subunit precursor. Gene Ontology annotation, molecular function: rRNA primary transcript binding. The transcript has a single exon. The record is from RefSeq and is a predicted model, not a curated record. Gene Ontology annotation, biological process: maturation of LSU-rRNA; maturation of 5.8S rRNA.
AUGGCUGCUGAAGAAUUAAAAAUUAAGAACAAGAUGCUCAGGCAGCAAAUUAUUGCUGAUCUGAAGGAUCAAAAGAACAAAGAACGUCACAAGAUGAGAGCCCAGAGAGCUAAAGAAGAGAGGGAAGAUCCCACUGCAAAGGAAAAAAGAUUGGCUGAAAAUGUUCCCAAGACCAUUGAAGGUAUGAGAGUUUAUGACGAGACGAUUGGCCAGAAAGAUGAGGCUGAUGAAGAAGAUUUGAUGCAACUUUUCAACAACAACGGUGAACCUCCUAAGAUUCUUCUAACCACCAGUAUAAAUGCAAAAAGGAACGCUUACGAAUUUGCCAAUGUUUUGAUUGAAAUUUUCCCUAAUGUAACCUUUGUUAAGAGAAAAUUCGGUCUCACCAUGAAAGAUAUUGUGGAAGCCAGCAGCAAACGUAAUUUCACGGAUAUCAUUAUUAUCAAUGAGGAUAAGAAGAAAGUAACAGGAUUAACAUUCAUGCAUCUGCCUGAAGGACCGUCAUUUUAUUUUAAGGUUAGCUCAUAUGUGGACGUGAAAAAAAUUGUGGGACAUGGUAGACCAACAUCUCACAUCCCGGAAUUGAUCCUAAACAAUUUCAGUACCAGACUCGGUAAGACUGUUGGUACAUUAUUUCAAUCGAUUUUCCCCAAGAAUCCAGAUUUCGAAGGUCGUCAAGUAAUUACUUUACACAAUCAAAGAGAUUACAUCUUCUUUAGAAGGCACCGUUAUGUGUUUGAAAACGAGAAGAAAGUUGGAUUGCAAGAAUUAGGUCCUCAGUUUACUUUGAAACUACGCAGAUUACAACGCGGUAUCAAGGAAGAAACUGAAUGGGAAUACAGACCCGAAAUGGACAAGGAAAAGAAGAAGUUUUACCUAUAG